AUGGAAUUGGCCAGAACGAUUCUAGGAGUAGGUCUGCCCGAUGGAUAUUCGAAAGGAGCUGUCGCGGACACGCUUUCUGAAGAUGAAGAUGAAAGUGAAGUCUCUGAGGCCGUCACGGUCAGAGCCAAUCCGUCCGGUAGAGGGGGUAGCUACGCUCCAACACCGGGUGGGCCAUUUUCAGCUCUGAUUCCGUCGAUGUGGCCUCAGGACCUACUGGCGACGCUCGCUCAGCCCGAAGACGCUGGAUGUCACCACGAUUGCCGAUACGACGAGUUCGGUUUUCGGCUCGAUGAGGAGGAAAACUCGAUUAGGCAUUCGUCGCCAGGGAAGCAGAACGCGACCUCCCAGAACACCCCCUUGGAAUAUCCUCACCAUAGAGACGACUGGAUCGCAUACCUAGAGUUCGCGCAUUCAGAUAAUACCGCGGCUGAACUGACAUGGGAUCAGGUGGAUAGAUAUCUCGACAAAACGGAUAAACUCAACUCGAUGAUCGCCGAGAAAGGAAUUCCGCACUCAUUAAGGCCACAGUUAUGGAUGCGUCUCUCGGGAGCGUACCGGAAAAUGGAUGCAUCCGACCUGAAUUAUCACGACAUAGUGAAAGCUUCUGCUGGCGAUCAUCAGAUGACUUCGAAGCAGAUCGAGAAGGACCUGCUUCGGACUCUACCGAACAACGUCUGCUUCGCCCGGAAAGAUGCAACAGGCAUUCCACGUCUCCGACGCGUCCUACGCGGAAUCGCGUGGUUGUAUCCAGACAUCGGAUACUGCCAGGGGAUGGGCAUGGUAGCUGGAACCCUGUUGCUAUUCCUCGAAGAAGAAGAAGCUUUCUGGAUCCUUUCCACCAUCAUCGAAGACCUGUUGCCGCCGUCGUACUUCGCCACAACGCUGCUUGGUGUACAGGCCGAUCAAAGAGUGCUACGAACGUUGAUAGGAACACAUCUCACACAGCUGCACCUGUUGCUACUGGACCACGACAUUGAACUGAGUCUGAUCACCCUGCAAUGGUUCCUUACGGCUUUUGCCUCCGUCCUCAACACCAGAUGCCUCCUGCGAAUAUGGGAUCUUUUUUUCCACGGGUCUCUCGUCCUCUUCCAGGUGUCGCUCUCGCUACUACGAAGUAAACAGUCCGAAUUCGUGAAACUAGAGAAUUCGGCGCAGAUUUUCAACGCGCUCUCGGCGCUUCCCGGUGAAAUCGAGCCAGCGAAACUCGAACAACUCAUUCGCGAGAGUCAGAAAUUCGAGCUUUACCAGGAAAACAUCGACCAUCUCCGCAGAAGACACCUCGCGUAUCUCAUGGCAGAUCAGGGAACUCUGCUCAAUCCAGAAAGUGUCCACAAUUUACCGAAACAGCAUCUUACAAGACGCCGAGUCAAACGCAACAAGACCGUCAUUCAGGUCAUCCUUGGAGGCGACAUGGCUGACGAUCAGAAGGAAGAGAGCGUUCGAACGAAAAACAUAAAACAGACGGAAAUUCUCGUCGACCUUAGAGAAGCCAUCCUCCAAAUUGCUCGACACUUCACCUCGUUGGAUCCGAAAAUACAAAUCAAUUUAACUGCCGAUUACUCGAUGGAAUCUCAUUCGAAAGACCAUCAAAACUUUGCCCUGAGCACAUCCGCCAAACCGAAGCGCGCUAAAGCUCUCCUUGAUUUCGAGAGAACCGAUAACGAUGAGCUCGGUUUCAAGAAGAACGAUAUAAUUGUUGUUGUGAGUCAACGCGACGAGCACUGUUGGACGGGUGAGCUGAAUGGAUGUCGAGGUUGGUUUCCAGCCAAGUUCGUGAAGCUGCUCGACGAGCGCUCGAAGCCCUACUCGCUCGCGGGCGAUGACACCGUCACGGAAGCGGUGACCGACCUGGCUCGAGGAGUCUUGUGUCCGGCCAUGAAGGCUGUCCUAGAGUACGGACUCCGGAGACCAUCGUUUGGCCAGCUGUCCAUGCACCCCUGGCAAUUCAUCGAAGAGGUUGCGAGUCGACAAGUCGAGAAGGAUCUGAAUUCCGUUUACUCUCGACUCGUGCUGUGUAAGACAUUCCGCCUAGAUGAAGAUGGAAAGGUCCUCAGUCCUGAAGAAGUUCUCUUUCGGUCCGUGCAAGCAGUGAACGUGACACACGAUGCGGUCAACGCGGCGAUGGACGUCAAGCUGCGUACGCUUGUCUGCAUCGGUCUUAAUGAGCAAUUGCUCCACUUGUGGUUCGAGGUGCUCUGCUCCAGGAUCGACGUCGUGCAAAAAUGGUACCAUCCGUGGUCUUUUGUGAAUUCUCCUGGCUGGGUGCAAAUCAAGUGCGAGCUAAGGCUCCUCAAUCAAUUUUCUUUCAAUCUGAGUCCCGAUUGGGAACUUCCGUCGAAAGUUGCUCCGUCUCAAGAACCUCUCAGAGAGGGCGUUCGUGAUAUGCUAGUAGAACAUCAUCUCUUCUCAUGGGACCUCUGAGACGAUCUCAUGAUCGAGCUGAUUCAUCUAUCAAUCCUGCGGAUUGCUGUUCAAUACAUGUUCAACAAGUAGUGAACCAACUUUGUUUUAGUCGAAAACUCUGUCGACGAAAAUUCGGAAAGUUACGUUCCCACUAUUUGAGAUGUUGCAACCCUCUCACCUCAGGAAUUCGCAGAGAAUUCCGUGUCCUGUGAGAAACUGUAAAUCUUUGUUGAUAAGCUAUACACUUCGUCAGCGCAGAGAGAUCUACUCUGCGGACUCCUGACGCUGGAGAGCCAGUGCUCUCGUCUCUGACUCAUUUAUGUCCACCGAUUUGUUGACGAUUGU
Messenger RNA from Galendromus occidentalis (western predatory mite), 2748 nucleotides. RefSeq names its product small G protein signaling modulator 3. Gene Ontology annotation, molecular function: small GTPase binding; GTPase activator activity. Lineage: Eukaryota; Metazoa; Arthropoda; Arachnida; Mesostigmata; Phytoseiidae. Gene Ontology annotation, biological process: regulation of GTPase activity. The record is from RefSeq and is a predicted model, not a curated record.